This is a messenger RNA of Aspergillus aculeatus ATCC 16872, 666 nucleotides long. RefSeq lists its product as uncharacterized. Bases 1 to 666 code for a protein of 221 amino acids. The record is from RefSeq and is a predicted model, not a curated record. The transcript has a single exon. Lineage: Eukaryota; Fungi; Ascomycota; Eurotiomycetes; Eurotiales; Aspergillaceae.
AUGCGUGAGGAGGGGCAAACUGUUCCCUCGCCGAGCGAAGAAGAAUCCUCAGCAUCUAAGCCUGAGGGAUACGAUAUCCCUAGCGCGUCCAGCGAAGACAGCUCCUCAAUCGCUUCCGAAGACAAAUUCACUAUUCCCCCGUUCGAGGGAGAACAGGAACCCUUGAACCCUGCCACAGACGAUUUAAACCUUAGAAUUCCCCUCUGCGUGUAUGGCCUCCUCCGACAGAUAUUCCCCCCGGAAGAGGGCUACCAACAUACACACACCACCCGGCACACGGGGGAUGUCGACUUUCAAGUGCUGCACGUGGGCCACCCUACCACAGGAAGGUUCUUUUGUCUAUUGUCUGGACCCACGCCUUCGAGGGCCCCGUUCUGGUAUUCAUAUUCCGUCUGGCUCGCGAUGGAGCUGGAUAUCAUGGAACGCCUCACCACCCCGGAAACACCGAUCACUGGGAUGAUCUGGCGCGAGGGUGAAUUCGGGCUCUACGAGCGCCGUCGGGUAGACGGAAGCAUCAUCACGGCGCCGGGAACCAUCGUUCAUGACCGAAGGCACUCCUUCGAUGUCGUUGAGUAUUGGCUCUUCCUCGUGAAAUUUCUUCUGGGAUUCAGGAGCGAUGUUCAUUAUCGUGACAUCCCAAUGAUCCCUUUCGAGGCACAGACCUAG